Messenger RNA from Populus euphratica (Euphrates poplar), 1737 nucleotides. RefSeq lists its product as uncharacterized. The record is from RefSeq and is a predicted model, not a curated record. The transcript is spliced from 5 exons. The coding region runs from base 492 to 1382 and encodes 296 amino acids. NCBI's taxonomy places the organism in Eukaryota, Viridiplantae, Streptophyta, Magnoliopsida, Malpighiales, Salicaceae.
CAUUAAGAUCCCUUUAAAAGGAAAAAAAAAAAAUUAAGCACAGCAACCAGCCAUCUCCAUUAUGGCAUCGCGUCACCUCAAAGAAUAGUUAACAACAAGCAGAGAUCUCCAUAAAUCAAUGCAAUGCAGUUCAGACAAUCUCACCUUCAAUUCCGGAUUUUGAAUCCAAAAAUCGUCAAUUCAAUAGGCAAGAGAUCCUCUCUACUCGAAGAACAUCUCUGAAAACGAAUUAGAGCCAAUCAGGCGGCUGGCAUUGCAUGAUUUAAGCUUAUGGCGGGAUGAUUUGGUCAAUAAAAGGGUCCCACUUUCUUCCCACUAACAAAUAAACGGGACCGUUUAAGGAAAACGAGAUUCAACAAGCAACAUGUCGUUUGCAACAAAAGGUAUGUAUGUAUGUAUCUCCCCAUUCGACCAGCUGAAAAUCUCUCUUCUCCUCCUCUCAAUGGUUUAGUAAAGUGGGUUGCCGUACAGACAGAGAGAGAGAGAGAGUGAUGAACGACCUGUCCAAUGCAACUUUGAGAGAACAUAACAGCCACAGCUGCAAGCCAAUACCAAGACUAGCAGUCUGCAUUUUACUACUUGUAUUCUUUGUUGGGCUUUCAGUUUCUGUUUUUAUACUCAUUGUGGUCCAUAAUGUUUUCUUCUUUCUUUCUUUUAUCUUGCUCUUUGCUUUAGUUCUUUCCUUUUUAGCUUGGAAUAAGCUUAAUUGGAGACGUAAAGCUGCUGUCUUUUGGUGUCUUCGUUCUUUUCCUGAUUCUGACCUUGCUGCUGCUACUGAAGGACAGCUUGUUAAAAUUACUGGGCUGGUAUCCUGUGGAAGCGUUUCCCUGGAAUCUUCAUAUGAGAGAGCUGCCAGAUGUACCUACGUAUCUACUCUUUUGUAUGAAUAUGGGGGUUUUGGAGUGAAGCCAAUGAAUGCUACUACAUCAUGCUUACAGUGGAAUCUAAAAUAUUGCGAGAGGUUCUCCACAGACUUCUACAUAACUGAUCGAAAGUCUGGUAUCAGAGCCAUGGUAAAAGCUGGUUCUGGUUGUAAAGUUGUUCCCUUGAUUGUUGAGAGCAAACUUGUGACUACAAGGCAAUGCAGAACCCUAUCUUCUCACUUGAGGAAAUGGUUGCAAGAAAGAAACCUGUCAGCCGAGGCCCGCCUACUACGUUUGGAAGAAGGGUACGUACAAGAAGGCAGCUUUGUUACCGUGAUUGGUGUUUUGCGUAGAAAUAAUGAUAUUUCGAUGAUUGUUCAGCCACAAGAGCUUUUCUCCACAGGAUGCCUGUGGCAAAAGCUUUUACUCCCUGUGGAUGUUGAUGGGCUAAUCCUGGGGUUCCCAGAUACUGCUGGCCCUAACAUGAACCCAGGUUACACACGACACUUGGAACAGUAAUGUCAAACCUCUCAGAAAAUUAGGAAUAGGUGGUUCUUUUCUGAUCUUCAUUCCUAGCCGCUCCCUGGUCCAAAGAUUCUUGUGCUUACCAUCUAAAAAUGACCCUGCAAAGACCACCAUGGAAUGAUGAAGAUUUAUAGGGAUUGGAAGAACCUUCUUCGGUGGCAGGGCAUGGGUGGCCUGAACUCCCUAUCCCGGAUAACAAUAAUUUUCAAUAAUAAUAAAAUAAAAUAAAAUUAAGCAGCAUUGAAUAUGGUCACUGGAAAUUCUUAGCAAUUAAAAUUCGUAGAAUUUGCAGUAAACUUCUCGCCAACAUAGCUCGCAAGCAAGUAGCAUGUAAACCAAGGUGCUCCGG